Messenger RNA from Annulohypoxylon truncatum, 631 nucleotides. RefSeq lists its product as uncharacterized. The transcript is spliced from 3 exons. Bases 82 to 264 code for a protein of 60 amino acids. The record is from RefSeq and is a predicted model, not a curated record. Gene Ontology annotation, biological process: mitochondrial respiratory chain complex I assembly. Gene Ontology annotation, cellular component: mitochondrion. Lineage: Eukaryota; Fungi; Ascomycota; Sordariomycetes; Xylariales; Hypoxylaceae.
CCAACUCAUAACUUCUUGGAUUUUACUGAGUUGCGAUACCAUUGACUUCUCAUAUCUAAGACUCUAGAAGAUUUUGAUACAAUGCCACCACGUCAACGGCCCAUUCAAAAGUUUGCCGCGGCCGUUUCUCAAUGCUCUGCUGAGGCAAGCGUAUAUGGGAAAUGCAUUGUCGCCGAUUAUAAUUCGGUUCAUAAAGACAAAUGCGCCAAUGAGUUUCUCAGGUUAAAAGACUGUUUCCUAAAAGCAUCGAAACAGACUCGAUGAUGAUGAUGAUGAUGGCAUAUCAACAUCUUUCUCUCUACAGGACAUAAGCCAAAUGAUGAUAGGAGAUCACUGUAUUCCUUCGGAAACGGAAAAACAUAGAAAUGGAGGUUUCUAGUUACCCUCGGUGUCCAACAUCGUCAAAUAGCAGACGGGACAUUGGUUGUUAGUUCUUGAGGACUGGUAACCGAUCGCCUAUCAGAGGCGUUCAUCACAAAAUACAUAACACGGUUUACAGAAUCACGAUAUAUUAAAUGUAUGAGCUUAAGAGGAAUUAAUCACAUAAAAGAGUUCUUUAGUCAAAUUUGGACUGUGUUACCUCAUGUCACUAGGAAACCGAGAGCCCGAUAUGAUAGGACCCAUGUCUCAG